AUGCAGUCCAACGUUGGGAACCAUCAGGUGUACGAGGCCGGUGACCAGCGCAAUUACAGCGCUGCUGAGACCGGGUCCGGGACCCGCUACCACGAGGGACAACCCAACUCGCACCUUCAGAACGACCCAAAGGAUCAGAGGUCUCUAUCCAACCGGGCAGCGGCAGAGGUCCAGGACGAUGAGCAAGACGAAUCCCGCGAGACAACCCUGCACAAGCAAGACCCAACUUUACCGGCUAAGAUGCACGGUAAUGAGCCAUCCAAAGGUGCCAAGAUCGAUGCCGAGCUACAGGCUGAAGAAGAAGAGAUCAUGAAGAAGAAGGGGCAAAACUUGCCCGGGAAGAAGAUGUAA
Molecule: messenger RNA, 351 nt
Organism: Dichotomopilus funicola
Lineage: Eukaryota; Fungi; Ascomycota; Sordariomycetes; Sordariales; Chaetomiaceae
Exons: 3
Coding region: 1-351 (116 amino acids)
Source: RefSeq, a predicted model, not a curated record